Messenger RNA from Linum trigynum, 540 nucleotides. The record is from the annotation of a GenBank genome assembly. Lineage: Eukaryota; Viridiplantae; Streptophyta; Magnoliopsida; Malpighiales; Linaceae.
AUGUCUUCCACAUCCAACCUCGGGUGCGCCGUCGUCGCCGUCGACGGCAGCGAGGAGAGCAUGUACGCCUUGCGGUGGGCGCUCGACAACGUCCACCUCCGAUCUCCUCCCGCCGACUCCAGCGAAUUGCCGGGAUCAUUCGUCGUCGUCCACGUCCAAUCGCCGCCGUCUAUCGCCGCAGGCCUCAAUCCAGGCGCCAUACCUUUCGGCGGUCCAAUCGAUCUGGAGGUUCCCGCGUUCGCCGCAGCGAUUGAGGCGCACCAGAAACGAAUUACGCAGGCAAUCUUGGAUCACGCCCUGGAGAUUUGUCGCCAAAAGAAGGUUACUGUGAAAUCGCAAGUGGUGAUUGGAGAUCCCAAAGACAAGAUAUGUGAAGUUGUUGAGAGUCUUAAUGCGGAUUUGCUUGUGAUGGGCUCCCGAGACUUUGGUCCUAUCAAAAGGAUGUUCUUGGGGAGUGUAAGCAACUAUUGUGCAAACCACGCACAAUGUCCUGUCAUUAUAAUCAAGGGAAAGGGCAAGGAGGAGGAAACUUCUUCAUAG